GCAGCUGCACCCAGCAGCACUUGAGCAGAGGCAGAGGUUUUGACUUCAUGACUCAGUCAACAGCGUUGGUGUCAAGCCUGCUCAACCCCUUUAUGAGAACGCAGGGUUGUGAUGCUGCAAGCCUGAGCCCUCCUGAGGGAAGCAUGCAAGCUGCAGAAUCAGACUCGGAAAGUAGUGGAAGGGAUGAUCAUGGCGCAACAGGUGGAGCCUUCGGGAGGACUCGGUCUGCGAGGCGCAGAUGUGACUCUGGCAUGGAAGCUGUCCCCAAAGCAGUGGUUGAUGUCUGGGACAUGCUUGCUCGUGAAGGCCUGCAUGCCGAUCUUCUGAUUCAAACAGAUGACAAUGGAGGAGUGAUUGCCGUUCACCGAGCAGUGCUGGUCGCAAACUCUUCUGUCCUUAAAUCCCUUCUUCAAAGACUUGGUGCAGGCAGCAACAAGACCCCGAAGAUUGCUCUGAAAGGAGCCCCGUCAUCUGCCAUAAAGGCAUUCAUAAGGUUUCUUUAUUGUGGAAGGUAUGACAAGGCUGAUAUGCCCCAGUAUGUGAUCCACCUUCUCUCUCUUGCUUACAAGUACAAGGUAACACAUCUUAAGAAGGUUUGCAUUCAGGAACUGGAGAGUGGACUUCUGAGCACGGAAAAUGUGAUAGAUGUGCUUUUAUGCUCUCAGCUAUUUCAGAUGCGCAAUCUCUACCGUCGAUGUGAGGAGUUUGUUCUCAGUCACUUUUCAGAGAUUGAAAAAUCGGAUGGCUGGAAGGUGCUGAUGGAAACUGACAGAGAGCUGGCCCAAGAGCUCCGGUGUAAGCACAUAGAGCGAUUAAUGGCGCGGUCAUGUGGGGCAGAGCAUUGCCAAAGCAAACAAUCGGGAGACUGGCAUGGCCUAAAGAAUUUAGAAACCGACAGGACCACUGUUCAGAGACCAGGUGAUGGAGCAGGAGGUGCCUUCGUUGAUCACCCUCAGAUCCAGAAUGUGAUGACAGAUGAUCAGGGUCCCUGUGGACGCCUCUCUGAAGCAGGGAGGUGUUGCAGCCCCUUUGGCAAGGAAGGAAUGGCCAGAUCGGGACUGGUCGAGGCACAGUCCCAGAUUGAGCCACAUAGUAAUACAGGAACGGUGGAAAACCAUAUAGCCGACGACAAGCGUGUCAACAUGAUGAGAGCUGCAGAAGUUUGCUCAGGGGGUGUGACAUCGUGCAGGAUAGUUGGGAUGACUGGAAGUGAGAUGGAGCAGGAAGCACCGAAAGAUGUAGAAACAGUGGAAAGAUCUGGGAUGGAGAGGGACCAGAAAAAGGGCGAUUCUGUACAUGAUAUCCUUGCAGUGGGAGUUCGUUCAUCUUGGGUAGAGGACGCAAGUCUUGCCACCUCAGAUUCAUUGCUCCCAUGUGCACUCGAAAGAAUGAAAGGAUCAGGCACAGAUGCGAUGCAGGCACAAGAAAUGUGCGCUCAUGCAAGGGUGGAAGAGGGGUUGUGUACACAAGAGAGGCACGGUGUGUCGUCGGAAAAGGAGCGUGUCAUGCAAAUCCCGGUCGGGCUCAUGACCUGUUCCAGAGAGCAGGUCAUAGCCAUCAAGGUGGUCACAGGAGGCGAAGCCCUCAGGGACGCUGGAGGCUUCUGUGCCACUAUCCCCUCAUUGCCAGUUAUCUCCGCCCUUGCAGACUACGAGUCCUGUGAGAGCGGCAGAAUUGGAUUCAGAGUCUUUGUCACUAUGCCACAGUUCCCUCAAGCACGCUCGUCGGUUUUCAUCAUCAAUGCGAGUGUCGACGGGGAACCUCCUCUUUCCCUUGCCAUCCACGAAUCUGGGAACAUCUAGAUCAUUCAAUCACCGUUCUUCAUUUCAGCAUACUUCAGAAUGUGGCUCGCCUACUUCGGACUCCCUCUUGCCCUGUGCCUUAGGAUCCCCAGUA
This is a messenger RNA of Chara braunii, 1896 nucleotides long. Lineage: Eukaryota; Viridiplantae; Streptophyta; Charophyceae; Charales; Characeae. The record is from the annotation of a GenBank genome assembly.